AUGUCGACGAGGAAGCGCUCGGAUCAAGGGACGUGGCUCGCGGCCAUUCCCAACCAUCAGCAACCUCGUCAACCGCCCCAUGACUGUCGCCUGCAUCGGCAUUAUCCCCAACGCAGUAACAUCCAGCAACAACAGCCGCAACAACAUCUGCAGCAGCAUCAUCAUCAUCAGCAGCAGCAGCCGCCACCUCCGGCUCCACCGACACAAUAUCAAACGUUACCCUCGAACCAUAGACACAAACACCAUCCACGUUAUCAUCUUUAUCAAUCGCAUCAGCCGAGAUCCGCGUCGUUCUCGUCGUUACACAACGUGGUCGAAGGUAGCGGUAGAUGUUCGUCGUUACCGAGGGGUUUGCGGUAUUCGUUGAAAAGUCCUGCGAGAUCCUCGCCUUCGCCCUCGCCCUCGCCCUCGCCCACACCCUCCCCGUCACCCACUACGUCUCGCAGAGUGACACCGUCACCGCCCGCGGCGACUGUUCGAACAAUCCCGCCCCAAGACAUCCGCCAUUUCCAACAACAUCCGCUUCCCCGUACCGAGCGGUGCUGUUGGGGUCUUCUACCGCGACGUUGGUUCACCUGUCGAGCGAAAGGUACUGCAGGGAUUGACUUUGUCUCGCGUAUCGCUUUCCCUCUCAUGUUCAUCCUGUUUAAUCUGGGCUACUGGUCCACCUAUCUGUUCCAAGGUGACGAAGGCGAUUACAUGCAUAAGUAA
This is a messenger RNA of Bombus pyrosoma, 711 nucleotides long. Its product is annotated as atrophin-1-like. The record is from RefSeq and is a predicted model, not a curated record. Gene Ontology annotation, cellular component: membrane. NCBI's taxonomy places the organism in Eukaryota, Metazoa, Arthropoda, Insecta, Hymenoptera, Apidae. Gene Ontology annotation, biological process: monoatomic ion transport. The transcript has 2 exons. The coding region runs from base 1 to 711 and encodes 236 amino acids.